UUUCAGUUUCCUACAUUGGACAAGUGAAGUGUGGCAGCUGCUCACUGACACAAUGGAACAAGUUGACAUUUGGGCGCCCAUCCUGGCCGAUCCUCUUCCAAGCCAACAGGCGGAGAUUAAAGUGCACUCAACAUAUGUGGAUUAUGGCACCAUGGACUUUCAAGCACUCUUAGAAGGACCCCAUGAUUUGGAUAGAUGGCUGAAAGGUGCAUUCAUUCCUACUUAUAUAAAGGAAGCGAAUUUAACUCAUGAGGCAAGAUUUUCGCACAUCCAAAAGUACAAACUUGCAAAUAAAUGAACAUGGCAAAUGGCAUUGAAAAUCUGUUUCAUCAUUGUAGAUUGAAUGUAAAUUUUAUUCACCAAAUAGUGAUCAUGGCAUGCCAAUACAAACACCUAUGCCUGCUCCACUGGAGGCGUUGCCUGAGAAAGAGGAGGCCCCUACCACCACAACUCUCAACGGUGGAGGAGGAGAGGAGGAGAUGAGAGAGGGGGGAGGGGCCAUGUACCCGCUGCCUUGUCGCCGGAGAAACACAAGGCAUGCGGCCACCGCCACACCGCCGGAGGAGGGGACCUGCGAUCUACUAGAUUACAUACCAAAAAGUGGUUGGUGGCAUGGAAGUCGUGUGAGAAGUGCACGUGAGAGAGGAACAUGGUCGAUAAACAUAGAACCAUGCUCCCGGGACUUGUGUUCUGCAAGUGAAGGCCAAAAACAUGGGCGCAGAAGAAACAAUGACCAUUGGACAUCUGAAGAGGUGAAAGAACUAGUGGACGGCCUAUCUGUAUAUGGGGUUGGACCAUGGGCUAAGUUGAAGAACAAAAGGUUUCCAAUAUCAGUUCGAACGGCGGAGCAUCUUAAGGAUAAGUGGAGAAAUCUAGUGAAAGCCUUCACGGGAAAUGUGAAAAGAAGGAUCUCGCCUCGUCUAGAUAAGGAUUGCGUCGAAAAGAUCAAGAGGCUAGCAGCUGAUUACCCUCGAAAAUGAAGUUGCACCCGUGAGUGCUACACGGAACAUCAUACAGUACUUUCGGUGCAGCAGUGAUCAGCAGCAAGAGUUCUGCUAUUUUUCUAGUAGAACUGUGAAGCAUAGGCUGUCAUAUUAAGUGUGUCGUGAGUAGAGAGUAGAUUGAACCAUCUGGAUGGAGCAGCUUCUAUCUUCUGCCUAACUGCCCCAUGAAUGGGAAUAGCGCCAUAGUUUUAAAUAGCGCGCUAAGCAUCUUAGCGGCGGACCUCUUCCAAAUGCUAUAGCGUGC
Molecule: messenger RNA, 1248 nt
Organism: Triticum dicoccoides
Lineage: Eukaryota; Viridiplantae; Streptophyta; Magnoliopsida; Poales; Poaceae
Product: telomeric repeat-binding factor 2-like
Exons: 6
Coding region: 378-980 (200 amino acids)
Source: RefSeq, a predicted model, not a curated record